GGAUUGCUGUACCUGCUCAACACCAAGCUCUACUGACCUAUCUCUGAGCUUCUCUCGUCAUCCAUCCGCCAAACCACAACAACAUCAACUACAACAGCCAACAGCGAAUAACGUCAUCAUCCUCGAGUUCUGGAUAACUACCGAUUUCGCACUCUGCGCUUAAAACAAUCACACACUCUCGACGACAGCGACCGCCGCCAUCAUGGGUUCCGACCCCCAGUACGCGAAAUGGCCAUUGCUGCCUCUGUCGCAGCACGUUUUCACCCUCACAAACGGUUAUGCCACUAAAAAUGCGCAACAAGCCGCUGUAAAGGCUCUUCAAGAUGCUAUCGCCCAGGACAAGAUGGCUCCUUUCUAUCGAUAUCUGGCCCAUCCACUCGACGGCGUCCUCAACACUCUUGGUGAGGGCGGCUCUUCCGCUCCUGGACGACCUCUCAGCAGAAAGUCCAGUCUUGUUGGAAUGAUUGCUACUAAGCCUGCCGCUACCAUUAUCAGUCUUCCCUGGGACGAGGCCCUUUACAACCAGCUGAAGGAAGAUAAUGAUCGGGAGCUGCAAGAGUUCCAGAAAGAGGAGGAUGACGCUGUUGAGCAAGCUGGUGACACCGAAGUCAUGGCUGCCCAGGGGAAGCGAGCUGAGUUCUGGGCGCGUGUAGGAGACAAGGACAAGGCCAUUGCCGCCUACGAGAGCCUCUCCGAAAAGACGGGUAUCCUCGGUACCAAGAUCGACCUCGUCCUCGCCAUAAUACGCAUGGGUCUCUUCUAUGGCGACAAACCUCUUGUCAAGAAGCACGUCGAACGCGCCAAGUCCCUCGUCGAAUCAGGCGGUGACUGGGACCGCCGCAACCGUCUCAAGGCCUACGAGGGUCUGCACCUACUCACACUUCGCUCCUACAACCUCGCUGCGCCUCUACUGCUCGACUCUCUCUCCACAUUCACCAGUUAUGAACUCUGCACCUACUCCAACCUCGUCGUGUACUCCGUUCUUGCUGGUUCAGUAUCCCUCAAGCGAGUCGAUUUCAAGUCCAAGGUUGUAGACGCACCUGAAAUCAAGGCUAUUCUGGGUGAUGGUGAGGACAAGCUUCUUGCUCUCAGUGGUGCCCUCAGUGCUGGCCCUGGUGCUGAUGACACUACUGGUGCGAAGGCUCCUAAGACGGCCACCGCUGCUGUCAACCUGACCACGUUGGGUACCAGCACGGAGCAACCUGAAGCUGAGAUGGCCAUUGACUUUAGCCCUCUAGCGCUGCUCGUUAGUAGUUUGUACAACGGAAACUAUAAGACCUUCUUCAAAUCUCUGGCCGAGGUCGAGGAGCAGUUCCUAAACCAGGAUCGCUAUCUUCAUGAGCACAAGAACUGGUUUAUUCGGGAGAUGCGACUUCGCGCCUAUCAGCAGCUUCUUCAAAGCUACAGAGUUGUUGGCCUGGAGAGCAUGGCCAAUGACUUCGGAGUCACUGUUGACUUCCUCGAUCGUGAUCUCGCCCGCUUCAUCGCUGCUGGGCGUAUCCCCUGCACCAUCGAUCGCGUGACAGGCAAGGGUGUGAUCGAGACAAACCGCCCCGAUGACAAGAACAAGCAGUACCAGGAUGUUGUGCGACAGGGUGAUCAGCUCAUCACAAAACUACAAAAGUACGGCCAGGCUGUGCGACUGAGGGGUAGUGAGAGGGCAUAAAUGAGGCGAUUUAUUGAUGAGGAAGCUGGUGCUUGGCUUUGUCAUGCCGUAGUGGGGGAUAAAGCGAAGAGACAGAGAAUAAGCCCAUGCCUUUACCUAUUUACUUGACUGUACAGAUAUGAUAUGUUAUGUUAUGGAUUAGACAAGCCAUUGCGGUAAUAGAUUGGCUGGGUCCCAGUGAGGAGAGCCAGAAAAAUGGGCUGAUCUGAUAUUGCCCCCCUUCCACACCGAGGUGACAACUG
Messenger RNA from Fusarium oxysporum Fo47, 1908 nucleotides. RefSeq names its product proteasome regulatory particle lid subunit RPN7. Lineage: Eukaryota; Fungi; Ascomycota; Sordariomycetes; Hypocreales; Nectriaceae. The record is from RefSeq and is a predicted model, not a curated record. The coding region runs from base 203 to 1666 and encodes 487 amino acids. The transcript is spliced from 3 exons. Gene Ontology annotation, biological process: proteasome-mediated ubiquitin-dependent protein catabolic process. Gene Ontology annotation, cellular component: proteasome regulatory particle.